Messenger RNA from Phacochoerus africanus (Common warthog), 2664 nucleotides. RefSeq names its product trichohyalin like 1 (gene TCHHL1). Lineage: Eukaryota; Metazoa; Chordata; Mammalia; Artiodactyla; Suidae. The transcript is spliced from 2 exons. The record is from RefSeq and is a predicted model, not a curated record. Bases 1 to 2664 code for a protein of 887 amino acids. Gene Ontology annotation, molecular function: transition metal ion binding.
AUGCCUCGGCUCCUGAGAGAUGUGCUCUGUGUCAUCGAGACCUUCCACAAGUAUGCCAGGGGGAAUGGUGAUGAGGCAGUUCUGACCUGCAGAGAGUUGAAACAGCUUAUCCAGGGCGAGUUUGGGGAAAAUCUUCAGCCUCCUGUCAUCCAUGCUAUAGACAGAGACUUGAAUCUUCAGGAUAUCGACAGCAAUGACACCAUCAGUUUUGAUGAAUUUGUUCUUGCAAUCUUCAGUCUGUUGAACUUCUGUUAUCUUGACAUACGAUCAUCACUAAACUCAGAACCAAGACAAGUGUCUACACUAGGGGAGAAGCCAGAUGAUAUGGAUCUUCAAGUAACCAGUGUAACUGGCCAGCAGAAAGAGGGACCUUCACCAACUCAAAAAAAAGUUGUGAUUCCUUCAGUAAUGGCAUCAUCACCUCAGCUUGGCCCUAAAGAAGGGGGAGCAGUUGAAUAUAAUAGGGUGGACCCACAGGGAGAUACUACAACUCACAAACUGCCAGUAAAAGCAUCUGAGCACAGUGACCCAAAGGACCAACACCUGGAAGGAGGUGAACAGAGCCAGGAAGUGGCCCAAGAUGUACUGUCAAGAGGAAACAGUGGGGCCCAACUUGAGACAAAGAAGCCAACAGGAUCAGCACAGAUCAGCAGUCUCAUAAAGCGGGAGGGGCAGGAUAAAGAGAUUCUCAGGGAGGGAGAUAAGCCAGUCAGGGAGCAAAGUGACACUAAGACAAGAGAAGAGUUCAUAGAACAGGAAGGGAAGUUGGAAACCCAAAAUUAUCCACUGGAAGAAACAAGAGAGAGGCCAUCUAAAGAUCAGGAAGUCGCAGGAGAGAAGGGUGGUAAGGACCACUCUGAAACACAAGAACUGCCACUGCAAAGAAAAGAUGAGCCCCGUUCAGACUAUGUUGACCUGUCAGAACAAGCUGCUGCCCAGAAACCAUUUCAGACACAGAAAUCUACUGAUCCUGAGGAUGACAGUGGAACAGCUGAGAGUCAAGAACCAGAAGAGGAUGCUAGUAGGAUGCUACCUGAGACAAAGAAUUUAGCUGAACCUGAGGAUGAUAGUAGAACAUCUGAGACCCAAGAACCACCAGUACAAGAAAAAGAAUAUGAAAAAAAGGACAUGCCAGUCCAAGGUUACAGCAGAAAUGUUUCAGAAACACCCACUGUUAGAGCUGAAAGGAAAGAGCUAAGAGGCCCUGAGGUCCAUCAAACAGCAGGGCAGAAAGAAAGUGAGAGAAGAACUCAGUCACCAGUGCUGAAUGGCCAAACAGAGGAUGGGAAGUACUGGGAGCUCCAGGAAUCAUCAUCAAAAGAAAAGAAUGCUGAAGAAGAUUCUAAGACACAAGAGUUAAGCUCAGAAGGAGGAGAUAAGAAACAUUCUGAAAUUGAAGGAGCAAUCAGCCCGGAAGAAGAGGCGAGACACGCUGAAGAAAGCACAGUAGAAGGGCUUGAGAGCAGCAAAAAUGCCUCUGCAACAGAAGGGAUACCAGGAGCAAGAGAAAGAACACAGGAGUUGACACCACUUGGGAAACAGUCUGGAGAAAAAAAUAAGAGGGUGGCCAAGACUCAUUACAAGCCAGUCAAGGAGAAUGAUUGUUACCAAGGGGAGGAUCCUGAGCCAAAAGUCACACAAAAUGGUGAGGGGUCUUCUGAAACCCCCAGCAGCCUGACUCCAGAGAGUGGUGAGAGCAGCUUAGAGACAAGUGACCUGCCUGUGCAAGGGGAUUCCCAGAGUCAAAAAGAUCCUCCCGGAGCAUCCGAGCAAGGAAGUCACAAUAAUAACCCAGACACCCAGAAACAGGUAGCACUAGGUGAGAAAAACAGAUUUCAGGAGGCAGUAGUGCUGGCAGUCAGAGAGGAUGAGCAGCUCACCCAGGAACAGGUGUGGCCUGUUGGAGAAGAGCACAAGAGCCAGGGCUCAGGGACCAAAGGCCCAGGUCCAGCUGUGGAGCCCGGCGGACACCCAGAUAACAAUGAAAAGGCCCUGGAGACAGAGUUCCCAGAUGCCCUGAGUGCAGGCUUUGCUGACCAGCUUCCUGUAAGGCAGCUUUCUUCAGAGAAAGACAGCAGAAAAGAGCCAAAGGUCCAGGGCUCAAGUACUGAAGAAGAGGAAGACGGAGCACCAGAGGCCCUAGUUAAAAAUCUGGAUGAGUAUAGUUCAGUCUCCCCAAAGGAACCUGCAAUGCUGGAGGGGAACGAAUGCCCUCAAGAGCUUCUUCUAGCCAAGAACAUGCAUGAUUCUUCAGUCCCUAAAUCAGGGCUUAAAGAGAGGAUGCAGAGGGACCAAGAGCUCUAUUCUGUGGAGAGGGUUGCAGUUCAUUCUAGUGCACUGUACAAGUACCUGCAAGAGAAGAUACUGCAGCAAAUAGACAUAACCCAAAAGGAGCAUCGAGAUCAAGCUCAGACAACCAGUGUAUCAAGCCCAGAGCUCCGCAAUGACCAGAUCAGUGCAUUCCUCACCAAUGAAAUCUCAGAUUGUCCUGCCUUUUUCAUUGGCAGCCAAGCACUGCAACAGUGCACCAGGGAGCUUCUGCUUGAUGAGGAUCCUGCCGAUGCACAGCUAACAGCAGCUCCCCAGGCCCUGGAAGAUAAGCAGGGUCACCCUCAGAGAGAGGAACUAGAACCACAAAGAGAAAUAAGCACCCCAACGCAAUGA